AGCCACGAGAAGCAAAGUUGACGUUUUUGGAUCCUUCUUCCAGAAACGUAAUUUGCCCACUUCUGGGACACAGCAGUUUCUCAGAGUCAGCGCACGGGGACACAGGGAGGAAGGCAAAGACACACUGCUGAAGACCCACGUUUGAAGUUGCAGAACUUGAGCUGUGUUUUUUUCUUUUCUUUCUUCCCAUCCCCCACCACCCGACAAACCGCAUCUUGACUCAGAUGGUCGAAAGAAAAACUCUUCCAGUUAUUUGAUAUUUGGGAAAUCUCCAGGAGACUCUAACUUCUUUUUGAGGGAGCCUCCGUCUCUCCCCUCUGCUCGGGGCACACACACGCACACGCGUGUACACACACGCACACACACAGUUCUGCGCCAUGGUGGUUCAGGCAACUGUGGCUCCAAGUAGGUCACAGAGACUUCUGUUGAAAAUUCCGUACGGCUCUCUGAGAAGACGCAGCGUGGAGAGGAUGACGGAGGGCCGCCGAUGUCAAGUACAUCUUCUUGAUGACAGGAAGCUGGAACUCCUCGUACAGCCCAAGCUUUUGGCCAAGGAGCUUCUGGACCUCGUGGCGUCUCACUUCAAUCUCAAGGAGAAGGAAUACUUUGGAAUAGCAUUCACGGACGAGACGGGGCACUUAAAUUGGCUUCAGCUAGAUCGAAGAGUUUUGGAACACGACUUCCCCAAAAAGUCAGGACCAGUGGUUUUGUACUUCUGUGUCAGGUUCUACAUAGAAAGCAUCUCAUACCUGAAGGAUAACGCCACCAUCGAGCUCUUCUUUCUGAAUGCCAAGGCCUGUAUCUACAAGGAGCUUAUUGACGUUGACAGUGAAGUGGUGUUUGAAUUAGCUUCCUACAUCUUGCAGGAGGCAAAGGGAGAUUUUUCCAGCAAUGAAGUGGUGAGAAGUGACCUCAAGAAGCUGCCAGCGCUUCCCACCCAGGCCCUGAAGGAGCACCCCUCCCUGGCCUACUGUGAAGACAGAGUAAUUGAGUACUACAAGAAACUGAAUGGCCAGACAAGAGGUCAAGCGAUCGUAAACUACAUGAGCAUCGUGGAGUCUCUCCCAACCUACGGGGUCCAUUACUAUGCAGUGAAGGACAAGCAGGGAAUACCUUGGUGGCUGGGAUUGAGCUACAAAGGAAUCUUCCAGUAUGACUACCAUGAUAAAGUGAAGCCGAGGAAGAUAUUCCAAUGGAGACAGUUGGAAAACCUGUAUUUCAGAGAAAAGAAGUUUUCGGUGGAAGUUCAUGACCCACGCAGGGCUUCUGUGACGCGGAGGACGUUUGGGCACAGCGGCAUCGCAGUGCACACGUGGUAUGCGUGUCCGGCGCUGAUCAAGUCCAUCUGGGCCAUGGCCAUCAGCCAGCACCAGUUCUAUCUGGACAGAAAGCAAAGUAAGUCCAAGAUCCACGCGGCGCGGAGCCUGAGUGAGAUCGCCGUGGACCUCACGGAGACGGGGGCGCUGAAGACCUCGAAGCUGGCCAGCAUGGGCAGCAAGGGCAAGAUCCUCAGCGGCAGCAGCGGCAGCCUCCUGUCGUCGGGCUCUCAGGAAUCGGACAGCUCUCAGUCGGCCAAGAAGGACAUGCUGGCGGCCUUGCGAUCCAGACAGGAGGCCCUGGAGGAGACACUGCGGCAGCGGCUGGAAGAGCUCAAGAGGCUAUGCCUGCGGGAAGCGGAGCUCACGGGCAAGCUACCCGUGGAAUACCCCCUGGGCCCCGGCGAGGAGCUGCCUGUUGUUCGAAGAAGAAUCGGAACUGCCUUCAAGCUGGAUGAGCAGAAAGUCCUGCCCAAAGGAGAGGAGGCCGAGCUGGAACGUCUAGAACGAGAGUUUGCCAUUCAAUCCCAGAUCACAGAGGCCGCCCGCCGCCUAGCCAGUGACCCCAACGUCAGCAAAAAGCUGAAGAAACAAAGGAAAACCUCGUAUCUGAAUGCACUGAAGAAGCUACAGGAGAUCGAGAAUGCAAUCAAUGAGAACCGCAUCAAGUCUGGGAAGAAGCCCACCCAGAGGGCUUCGCUGAUCAUAGACGAUGGAAAUAUUGCCAGUGAAGACAGCUCCCUCUCAGACGCCCUUGUCCUCGAGGACGAAGAUUCUCAGGUUGCCAGCACAAUAUCCCCCUUACCAUCUCCUCACAAGGGACUCCCUCCUCGGCCACCGUCGCACAGCAGGCCCCCCCCUCCCCAGUCCCUGGAGGGCCUCAGGCAGCUGCACUAUCACCGGAACGACUACGACAAGUCCCCCAUAAAGCCCAAAGUGUGGAGCGAGUCCUCUUUGGAUGAGCCUUACGAGAAGGUCAAGAAGCGUUCCUCCCACGGGCAUUCCAGCAGCCACAGGCGCUUCCCCAGCACGGGUAGCUGUGCAGAAGCAGGCGGGGGGAGCAGCUCCCUACAGAGCAGCCCCAUCCGAAGCCUGCCUCACUGGAACUCCCAGUCCAGCAUGCCGUCCACCCCAGACCUGCGGGUCCGCAGCCCCCACUACGUCCGCUCCACCAGGUCGGUGGACAUCAGCCCCACGCGACUGCACAGCCUCGCACUGCACUUUCGGCACCGGAGCUCCAGCCUGGAGUCCCAGGGCAAGCUCUUGGGUUCAGAGAAUGACGGGGGGAGCCCCGAUUUCUACACCCCAAGGACUCGUAGCAGCAACGGCUCGGACCCCAUGGACGACUGUUCUUCCUGCACCAGCCACUCCAGCUCGGAGCACUACUACCCAGCCCCGAUGCACCCCAACUACUGCACGCUGGCCGAGGACUCGCCGUCCAAGGCCCGCGCGCGGCAGCGGCAGCGGCACCAGUCGGCGGGCGGCCUGGCCUCGUCCAACUCCGGGAGCAUGCCCAACUUGGCGGCCUCGCGGGCCGCGGGCCCCGGGGUCUACCUGCACAGCCAGAGCCAGCCGAGCUCGCAGUACCGCAUCAAGGAGUACCCGCUGUACGUGGAGGGCGGCACCACGCCCGUGGUGGUGCGCAGCCUGGAGAGUGACCAGGAGGGCCACUACAGCGUCAAGGCCCAGUUCAAGACGUCCAGCUCCUACACGGCCGGCGGCCUCUUCAGGGAGGCCUGGCUCGGCGACGAGGCCGACGCGGGCCGCCUGACGCCGUCGCGCUCACAGGUGCUGCGGACUCCGUCGCUGGGCCGCGAGGGCGCCGGCGACAGGGGCGCGGGUCGGGCCGCCGUGUCGGACGAGCUGCGCCAGUGGUACCGCCGCUCGGCAGCCGCGCACAAGGACCACGGGCGCCCGGCGCACGCCAGCCCCGCCGCUCCCGACGGCGGCGCCCCGCACAGCGCCUCCUCGCAGAGCACCUUCGUGGCGCACAGCAGGGUCACCAGGAUGCCCCCGAUGUGCAAGGCCACGUCAGCUGCCUUACCUCAAAGCCAGAGAAGCUCAACGCCAGCAAGUGAAAUCGGAGCGACUCCCCCAAGCAGUCCCCACCACAUCCUAACCUGGCAGACUGGGAGCUACAGCGAUGGCUGCUUCCUGGAUUCUCCCCUCUAUCCAGAGCUAGCCGACGUCCAGUGGUACAGGCAGGAGAAAGCCAAGCCCGGGACCCUCGUAUGAGCCACCCGGCCCUGGCCCGCCGCCUCUGCGCCAUCCGGGGAUCGCCUCACUGCCUCUCAUUUGCCUUACCCAGACGCACUGUCACCCUGCACCAGCUUCGGCCCUCAGCACUUUCCUUCUCCUGUCUCCGCAUCCCCUCAUCCUCAAACACCUGACUGAGGAGACAUACUGGAAGGUUCCGGUCCCACUGUGUGUACCCUGGUUCUCUCACCCACGGAGAGCCAGACGCCCGUCCUCAAUGGCACCUCGGUGGCUUCCCCCUGCCAUGUCGGUCUCCAGGCCAGGGACCUUCGGGGGGGCUGGCUGUCACAAGACUCCUGCAGAAAGUGACACUGGUAGAGAACAGGAAGGGGGAAUGAAUUAGUACAGGGUGAUGCAGAAAGAUGACAAAGCGGUGCCCAGCCUGCCUCCUCGAGGCCAAUAAAGCACUUCACGAGAAGCAUGCCUCCUGAGGGACAUUCAGCUUUCCCCCAAGACGCUCCUUAAGGAAACAACUUGGGGAGAGCAGGUGUGGUGGGGGGAAGGGAUGAAAAAGGAAGCCUCACACUUCAGAGACGCAUUGGAGGAUCACAAUCAGUUCUAUGCUGCCAAAGAUUAAAAAAUUAAUAAGUCAAAACACACAGACACGCACAGACACACACACACCAAGAGGGGCCAAGAGGAAGGCGUUCUUUCUGCCAUGACGUCUUUUACAUUUUUAGACUGCCACCACAUACCGCAAGUGAGAGUUUGUAUAUUGUCCCCUCUGUCUUCAUCCCUCUCUGUUAGCGUCCCAGUUCUCUCAGUCCAGAGCCUGAAGAAUUAACCAGACAUGAGGGGAAUGGUGAGGCCACCUUGGGUAGCUUUGCUGCCUCACGCUCCCUGUACAUCCGGGCCCAAAGGAACACAGAUUUGUGGGGACAAGCAGAGCGAUUAGCCCUGGUCUGUACUGGGUGCUUGAGCCCAAGCCCAAGACACGUGGCUCCUCUCCUUUGGGAACAUGUCGUCAGCUUAAGGUGAUGGUUGCCAAAAGUGGUUCUCCGUCAUUAAAACAUCCAGUAAAAGUGUAUCUUUUUUUUUUUUUUUUUGCACAAGGUGUUUCGUUUUAUUUUGUGUGGGAAACCAAGGGAAAAGCACAUUCGCUCUCCAUUCAAGUGUUUCACUUUUGUGGCUCAUUGUAUGUUUGAGCACUUGUGUGACAGAGAGCUCAGAUCUGAUGUCUCUCGGCACCCAGAUACCAGUGUGUCACUUCCUCAAAGAACCCAACUAUGCUCUUCAGUUGUAAGAGGCUCCUCGUGUGUCUACUAGCUAGCAAGCAGAGCAGGGCUGAAAAAGAAAGCAAUUCCCUACAACACUGUCAGUUCCCUCGAUGCACCACAUUUAUCUGCAGACGCCAAAAGAGGAAGAAGGAGAAAAAGGUGUGUGGGCGCUGCAUGUUCACAUGUGUUGGAGCUGCUUCAUACGUGACUGGAAAGCCGUCGGUCUUCAUCCAAGGCCUCAACAAUGCUUUUCUAAUCACUAACAAGCGCACAGUCUGAGUCGGGUUAUUCAAGACGCACACUGUCGUCACGGAGGUGCUGUGCUGUGCUUAUUGGCACGGGUUGGGGUGGGGAGACUUCACUUGUCAUGACUUCCUGUUGGAAAGGCAUCCAACAGCCAGGGGCAGGAGCGGUGUGGGGUGAUUUUGUGGGAAAGCUGAACCCAAGUUAGCUUUAGCAUGAAGAAAAUCUUUGUUUUUAUCUAUGUGUGAUCCAAGAAUAACACUAGACUACCAGACAGAAAGCUCAGAACGGAUACUCCGAGUAUAUCAGUGGUCACUGUGCUCCAAUGCUGCUGCUUGGAAAGUCUGGUGGGAUCUGGCUGGAGUGCUCCACCAGGGCUAUCAUCCAGCCAGUCCCCUGGGAGCAGCGGGGCCUGGGUCCCCAGCUCUGUGCAUGGCCUGGUUGGUGACACCAGUUUGCAGAAGGCAUUCAUAUUCAGAGAACACUUUAGGGGUAAACCCUGCAGGAGAAAUAACAAGCUGGUUAUAAUAUGACUAAAUGAUCUGGGGGGGUUGGUGGGAGGGGAUCUUUUUGUUGCUGUUAUGUUGCUGGUUAGUGCUACAAACAGCAGGGGUGUAUUUUUUGUUCCCCCUUCCCUUUUCUGAAGCAUUAUCCAUUGGACCAUAUUGUUUUUUUGUUUUUUUUUUUUUGUUUUUCUCUCCCAAAAGAAGAUGCAUGAAUAAUCAGACUGAGCCAUGUGCAACAUAAAAGAAGGCGUCAAGGCUACGUUCAGGUACAGUCAUUUGAGAUUACACUGAGUCACAAGAAAAGACGAAGAAAAGUCUUUCCAGAAACUCGUGUUAUGUUUUGGAUUCGGGGGCAGAGGGGAACAGAGUGGGAGUGGGAUUUACAAUUCAGGCAGAUGUCAUGGUGGCCUGGCAGUAAAACAGGUUUUACUGUUGAGCUGCAUUCAGUGGAUACAAAAUGUACAUAGUGUUAGUCCUUGGAGACUGACGUUUAAUUAUCGGUGUGGAGGGAAACGAUAUAGGAAUUGUACACAAGCACUUGCAAACCUUUGUAGGUCCCUUCUUUCAAAAAAAAUAGGAUGAAAUAUGAAAUCCCUGGUCUGAUAUAAAGCCCCUGUUGGAUUCUUUGGAUAUGUGUAAGAAAUUUCCUCUUUAGCCAGAAGGCUGGGAUCAACACAUACAUCAGACUCUGUUGUGGACAGGGUUUUUUUGUUUGUUUGUUUGUUUUAAAUUUUAUUAUAUGCAGGUGAGUGUUGAAACUGUUAAAAUUCCAAUUUGUUUUCAUUCAGUAUUAGUUUAGUUCCAAAUCUAGCAAAUCCCAGGCAGGUGCUAUCAGAUGACCAGUUACUGCUUAGUUAACUAGGUGUAAAGUUUUACAUAUCCAUUAAUGGCGAUAGCUUAUUGCAGGUUGUGUAAAAUGGACUCUAGUUUAAUAACGGAGAAAAGGUUAGGUCGCUCCUGAACUGGCUGUCGAGCAUGUAAAAAGAUUUGACUGGAUUCUGUUCAACUGUAAUCAAUGGAAAAGAUGUACGUUGUAGAAAAAAGUUGCAGAACUAAAAAGAAAUCUGCUUUUAAUUUAUUCUUUUUGUAUUAAGAAUUUGUAUAGUACCUUUACAUUUUGCAAAACAGUGUUGUCAACACUUAUUAAAGCAUUUUCCAAAUGAAAAGA
Molecule: messenger RNA, 6706 nt
Organism: Choloepus didactylus (southern two-toed sloth)
Lineage: Eukaryota; Metazoa; Chordata; Mammalia; Pilosa; Megalonychidae
Gene: FRMD4A
Product: FERM domain containing 4A
Exons: 23
Coding region: 378-3551 (1057 amino acids)
Biological process (GO): establishment of epithelial cell polarity
Cellular component (GO): cytoskeleton; adherens junction; bicellular tight junction
Source: RefSeq, a predicted model, not a curated record